Scomber scombrus (Atlantic mackerel) is the source of this 603-nucleotide messenger RNA. Its product is annotated as dual specificity protein phosphatase 26. Gene Ontology annotation, biological process: protein dephosphorylation; negative regulation of MAPK cascade. Bases 1 to 603 code for a protein of 200 amino acids. Lineage: Eukaryota; Metazoa; Chordata; Actinopteri; Scombriformes; Scombridae. The transcript has 3 exons. The record is from RefSeq and is a predicted model, not a curated record. Gene Ontology annotation, cellular component: cytoplasm. Gene Ontology annotation, molecular function: MAP kinase phosphatase activity; protein tyrosine/serine/threonine phosphatase activity.
AUGGCGUUCAUGUCCCGGUUCUCUCGGUCCCGGAGCAGCUCCAGGUCCCCGAACCGAAAAGACUCCGAGCGCGUCUCUCCAAUCCUGACCGUGUCCGAGCUGGAGAGGCUGCUGUACACCGGGAAGACUGCCUGCAACCAUGCCGAUGAAGUGUGGCCACGACUUUAUAUUGGAGACCAAGACAUCGCAUCAGAUCGGCGUGAACUGGCCAAACUCGGCAUUACACACAUCCUCAACUGUGCACAGAGCAAGUGGCGCGGCGGGGCCGAGUAUUACGCUGGCAUGAGCAUCACUUAUCACGGCAUCGAGGCUCACGACUCCCCAACCUUCGACAUGAGUGUCAACUUCUAUCCUGCUGCAGAGUUCAUCCACAAAGCGCUCACGAGUGGAGGUAAGGUGCUGGUCCACUGUACCGUGGGAGUUAGCCGCUCAGCCACGUUGGUGCUGGCCUACCUGAUGAUCAGACAGAACCUGACCCUAGUGGAAGCCAUCAAAACAGUGAAAGACCACCGCGGCGUCAUCCCCAACCGAGGUUUCCUGCGACAGCUCAACGGCCUGGACGGCAUCCUGAGAGAGAGCCGGAAGACGUCGCCGCAGAGCUGA